This is a messenger RNA of Lactuca sativa (garden lettuce), 5803 nucleotides long. The record is from RefSeq and is a predicted model, not a curated record. NCBI's taxonomy places the organism in Eukaryota, Viridiplantae, Streptophyta, Magnoliopsida, Asterales, Asteraceae.
UGGUAUAAUCUGGUAUGUGUGCGUCCAAUGUAAAAGUGUACAUCUAUUUCCUUGACUGUUGAUCAUUAUGAUUUACGAUGCUCACGAUUGAUUCCUUGGUUUUUUGGUUAUUUAUGGUUCUUUGUUGAAUCUCACAAUAUAUAUUUAUUCUAUUAUAUUAAGCAUAUUGGCCAUUUCGUGAAAAUUAAGAGGUACAAUUAAAAUAGCUUAAUGUACAAACAUCUAAUGCAAUAUUUCGUGAAAAUUAAGAGGUACAAUUAAAAUAGCUUAAUGUACAAACAUCUAAUGCAAUACCAUAUUUUACUGGACCAUACCUUAAAUAAGGUAUGUUUUUACUAUACUUAAAUAACAUUCCUUAAAUGAGAUUUGUUACCUGGGUUAGGUCACUGCAUCUGUUCUUCUCUUUUUUUCCAUCACCUCACUUCCCGAUCCUUCCACCGUCUCAUCUUCGAACUUCCCAUGGACUCUCUCACCCAAUAUCUGUUUCCACCGCUUCUUUUCGACUUUUACACCGCUUCUCGAACUUUUUUUUCCCACCGCUUAAUGUCAUCUGUACCUCCUCCAUCAGAUGUUCCUCCAUCAAACGACGCCAUUGAUUUUUCAAUAGACGUUCCUUCUAGGUUCCUUUUACUUCUGCCGGCGGCGUCGAACUCUAAAGAUCCACAAUCGGCCGACAACGUGGAACAAUCAAAGCCCCUCUAGACCAUAGGUAAUCUGUGGAUUUUCAUAGACAUGGGGUUUGAUAAUAUCUCAGGCUUGAUUGGUUCGUCAGUGAUAUACUCCUCGAAGAAAAGCUCUUGUUUCUCCUUCGCCUCUGUGACCAUCGAAAUCCACCAUCGGAAAAGCUAUCCGUCGUCCCGACGCCCCUCCAAGGAUAGGUUUUAUACCUAUGGUACUGUUAUUCGGCAUGAGGAGUAUUGGGACUAUGAGUCUCCAUCGCACUAGGGAGGGGAGAAGGUGAGGCUGGCGAUAGAGAUGGUUUGACCACCUCUCUCUCUCUCUCUCUCACUUUCUAACCAUCGUGUAGGUAUGUACAAGGGUAUCAAUUGGAAAAGGGUAUCGACUGGAGAAAAAAGGGACAAGGCCAUUCACCAUUGCGUCUUCAGCCAUUUGCAUUUAUUUGAUGGCAAAGGAUGUGAAUGAUCAGGGCAGGAAAGGUAUAAUAGUUGUAGUAGUACUUCCCUUUUGUGGUUUCUAAUAUCAUUACUUCCCUCACCACAUCCAACACAUUAUUUCUCUCAAUCUCAAUCUCAAACCCUGAUCCUCUUUAUCCGUUCGAUUAGUCAGUCUCGAUCUUAUUUUGGCUGGGUCAUUCAAACGAUAUUGCGGACAUGAGGCCUCAGGUAAGCAUCGAUUAAGAUAAAGAUACAUUUAAUUUAAUAGAGGUUUGUUUCAUUUCCCAAUUUUGCAUAAGAUUUGUCUUGGAACAAGAACACAGUGGUGAAAGUUAUCACACACCCCUCACUAACAUUAUGUAUUGCCAUCCAUUUACCUCUUUACAUUUCUCUCUCUCUCUCUCUCUCUCUCUCUCUCACACACACACACGCACAUCUAUGUUGAUGCCUAAACUUAUGUUUUAACUAGGUAAAGUAUCAAUUAAACUUUGUGAUUAUUGUUUGUUAUAAAUAUUUUAAAUUGGUAGAUUAUUUAGACUCUGAAGUUAAAUUUUUUGAAUGGUUCAAUUGUUUAAAUGUUCAACGGAAUUGUUGGAUUUUAAUUUCUCGAUUAUACAGUUCUAUGGAUUAAUAGAAGAAAUUGGUGUUGUAUUUUUAUGAUUUUAAUGUAAACAUCAUGAUUUAGAAAUCAAAUUUUUUGAAUCUGUAACAUCUACAAUUUUCAUUGAGUUUUGAAUUUUAAUGUCUAUAAAUGUUUAUUGUUCAAAUUCAAUUUGCAAUCUGUUAAGACUUUGGUUGUUUGUAAUUGUAAAUUGUAAUUAUUUUUAUAAAAAGCUUAAAGCGCAUUAAUUUAUUAAUUCUCAUUUGUUCGAGUGAAUGAAAUUGAAAAAUGUGUUUUCCCUAAAACUGAAACCAAUAAAUAGUUUCUUUAAUGGACAAUGAGGAUUAUACAUUAAAUAAUCCAAAAGUGAUAUCUUACUUAUUUCUUAAUACAUACAACUUCAACUUUAUCAUUUUCUAAUUUGUGAGGUUUUAAAGCUCUUACUUAUUGGCUUAAUGUCAAUUUGUUAUUGGACCUCUGUGACAUGUUUUUGUUAGAACAGGAGAUUGAAACUUUUUGUUGUGACUGAGAUGUUAAAAGUCGUUUCUCACAACAAAGAUCAUCCAAAACCUAUCAAGGUAAAAUAGAUUUAUCAUAAUAAAGAUGAAAUAUUGCUUUAAAUUGAGUUUCAUUCUUAUGCUACACUGCUGCUUUUCUCUCUAAAAUCAUAGGCAUUGUUGUUGCUCUUUUCUGCUUGUAUUCUAUCUUGUAUGUGUUAUUUGUUAGAUCGGUGGACAUACGAUUCUUCUUGCAAGAGUAAGAAACUGCUAUUACUCUUACAACCUUUUUUUUACAAAGAUGUCCUUAUAAACUUGUGUAUUAUGUGUGCAGGAAAUAGAGAGUUUACUCGAAAGGGGAAGACACUAGAAAACUAAAAAUAAUUUUGUAUUUUAUUUAUUGAGAUUAAUUUCGACUUGAGAUAUGAAAUAUGUUAUUAUAUCAACCUCUUGUAUUUGUUUUCAGGUUAAUAAGUAUAGUUCUUAGAAACAACUUGACUGGAAGAGACAAAAUCAGCUUAGCAUGCACUUCUUCAGUCCUUACAAGAUGGUAAAGUAAAAUAUGUGUAGAUAAAUUACAAAUCCUUAUCAAAUCUUUAGGAGAUAUUAAAUUUUAAAAGCAAAAAAAUUCAUAGCUUUUUAGAAUAUUGAGUAAAUUUGAUCCAAUUUGGAAUAUUUAAGCAAUGGAUAUAUAUAUAUAUAUUACUUUAUUGCUCUUUUUUCAGUUAAUUUUCGACUAAUGCAAUUUUAUUUUCAGAUUAAUUAGAAAUUAUCUUAACUUUUUUGGUUAUGGACAUAUUUGUCAUCAAGGAUUAUCAAGGAGAGGGGUUUUUUUUUGUCGAAAUUAAUCAUUUGGAUAAACCCACAUGAAAGGUACUAAUGUUCAUUGAUUACUAUAUAGUGUUAAAUGCAAGAAAUAAUAGUUUACUUUUGUGGACAUGCUUAUAAUAGCAUCAUACUUUGGUUUUAUAAUAAGAAAUAAAUUGCAAGUAUAAUGCUAUAAUUGUACUAAAAAUAAAUGAAACUAGGAUACUUUAAUACACAUAUAAAUAAAAGUACGCUUUUAUUUCUUGCAUUUAUCCCUCUUAUUUAAUGUAAGAAACAACAAUAUAUUUUUGUUGAUUUGUUUAUUAUAGCAUCUUGCUUUUGUUUCUUUCUAUUUAAGCCUUCAGUUUUGAAUCUUUAGCUUUUGAAUAAAUCAAAUUAUGUUGUUAUAAAUGGGUAGAUCAAUAGAUAUAUCAAUGGAAUUCAAUUAACCAAAAGUUAUAGAAAAAUUAUCCAAAUUUCCGUUUUUUUUGUUAGAUGGUAGCAUGAGUUAUAGUAUUCCAGGUUUUGAAAUCACCCAACUUAUUCAAUGUUCAUUUCAGGUUAGACUUCUUCAUCCAUUUGAAUCUUGACUUUUUUUUUUUAUCUUUUUUCUAAUGUUCAUAUUCAUGUUUUAGCAACCAACUUCCACUAAAGAUAAAGUUAACAGUAAGACAUAUAACAAGAAGAAGAUAAAGGUAAUGCUCUGUUAGAAAUCCUAUUAUAUUACAUUGUUAUCUUCGAACUUCCAGAUAUUAUGAUUUGUAUUUUGUUUUUUUAUAUAGAAAGAUGUUGGAUCAACUUGAUCAUCAGACGUUCCUUAAGUAUGUUCAAAGGUCAUAGUGCUUGUGUAUUUGGCUCACAGUUGGUAAACCCAAGAUAAUUAAUUAAACUUUCUACCAAUAUUUUUAAUUUUCAAUGAUUUAUUAGAACUUUUAGAUUGAAAUAAAAGCGGUAAUUCCCAAAAACAAAAAUAGUCACAUCCCCCCCUCCCGAUACUCUCACAAAUAUCUUCAUUGUAGUUAAUGUGUCUAGAAAACUUCUGAAUUCUUUCUUAGAAGUCUGCUAUUUGUAUGGGUGUAGGUAACCUUAUUUGAUAAUUGUGUCACAUGUAGGUAAAGAAAAUGGUGGUGCCUAGUCUAGCAUGAAUCUUGCAAAUGAUGUCAUGAAGUACAUCAACAGUAAGUAUUUGAAACGGGGAUACUGACAAAAGAGUCAGAUGUUUACUCCUUCGGUGUGGUGUUGUUUGAAGUUUUGUGCGGGAGGUUGGCUAUUGGGAAAAAUGAUAAGCAUCAACCUUUUACUCAAUGGGUACGAGAAUGUUACACAAAGAACAACCUAGAUGAAAUUAUAUAUAAAGAUAUAAAGGUUGAAAUGAAUCCUCGUGCCUUGGAAGAGUUUACAAGAAUUGCAUAUCAAUGUUUGAGGGACUUUAAGCAACGUCCAACAAUGAAAGAAGUCCUGGCAAAACUUGAAAGUGCACUCGAAUAUCAAAUCAUAGAAACAACAUCUUUUCCAAAAGAGUUUGAAGACCUCAAAAUACAGCUGGAGGCUAUACUAUUAGCAACCAACCACUUUUCUAAUGAGAAUUGCAUCGGGGAGGGAGGAUUUGGUAAAGUGUAUAAAGGAAAACUUGUCUAUUCUAAGGGACAAAUCACAGUUGCUUUAAAACGUUUGGAUUACACAUUUCAGCAAAGAGACCUUGAGUUUUGGAAGGAGAUGAUUAUGCUUUCACUUUACAGACAUGAAAAUAUUGUGCCUCUCUUAGGGUUUUGCGAUGAUCAUGGGGAGAAGAUAAUAGUGUACGAGUAUGUAUCUAGGAGCGGGCUCGACGUGUAUCUUGACAGCCAUGAUCUAUCAUGGGUUCAACGCCUUAAGAUAUGCAUUGGGGCGGCUCGCGGACUAGCGUACCUUCAUAGUGAUGAUGGGACCAACCGAACAGUAUUGCAUCGCGAUAUUAAGAGUUCCAAUAUCGUGUUAGAUGAAUCCUGGAAUGCAAAGAUAGCAGAUGUGGGGUUGUCCAAAUUUGGCCGUUCUAACCAACAAUACAAAUAUCUUGUAGACAAUGUUGUAGGCACGGUUGGUUAUUGUGAUCCUGUAUAUUUUGAGACAGGGUCACUAACAAAGGAGUCAGAUAUUUACUCCUUUGGUGUGGUGUUGUUCGAAGUUUUAUGCGGGAGGUUGUGUCUUAUCAAAAAUGAUAAGCAUCAGUCUUUUACUGUUUUAGUACGCAAAUGUUACAAACAAAACAAUCUGAAUGAAAUUAUUUAUGGUAAAAUAAAAGAUGAAAUACAUCCUAGUUCUUUGGAGGUGUUUGCUAGAGUAGGUUAUCAAUGCCUAAAGAGAAGCCGUGACACUACAAGAAAAACAGCCUUUUACGACGCUCAUUGCGCGUCGUAAAAGGCUUAGACGACGCGCAAAUGCGUGUCAAGGAAGACCCUGUCAUAAAGAGAGACGACGCGCAUUUACGACGCUCAUUUACGACGCGCAAUUACGAUGCGCGUUUACGAUACGCAAUGCGUAUCAAGGAAGGCCCUGUCAUAAAGGAAGAUGACACGCAUUCGCGUGUCGUAACCUUACGACGCGCGUGUUAAUGACACGCAAUGCGUAUCAAGAAAGCCCCUGUCAAGAAAGGCCAUGUCAUAAAUGAAGAUGACACACAUGUUUGCGUAUCGUAAUUUUAAAUGUUUAAAAAAAAUAAAUUUAUAUAUUUAUUAAUUUUUAAAUUAAAUUUGCAUUUAAUUUCUCAUAAUAGAAAUAAAAUACCAUAUACAAAAAAUACAAUC